UUGUUCGGUACGAAUCCGGGGAGUUUCUUCAUUCAAAUCGGCUGCGAAAAUUUUUUUCUUCUAGUCCAUGAGGUGGUUGAAUGGUGUAAUAAAGGUCGUUUUGCUGGUGCAAGUGUACGUUUAGCCAAUGGAAAACGAAUUGGUUACCUGUGAAUAGUGGGUGUUCAGUGGCGAUCUCGUAAACAUAGUGUCCUACGGGCAAGGUGCAUGUACAUUGAAGACCUACCCGACCGGUAGCUUUAGGGUAAAAUUCCAGAGCACGGUGUGGGGUGCAAGCAUAUGUAGUUCAUGCCAACACUGUAUAUACAGAGAAACAGUCAAAGUUGCGGGAUAAAUCAGCUUCAGGUCGACAUCAUUGUAGCAUCUCAACAUCGCCACUUCUGCAUGGUGCAUUCUUGAAUGCAAUCACAAUGAAGACCACUAUCAAAAACUACUUCCUUUAAUCAAAAUCAGAAUGUCAACACGAGGAAUGUUUACCACAAAGCCAAUGUUAAUUCACAGGAAGCUGGCAGUCUACAGAAAAUUAUUUCAUCACAAUAUGGAUCAAACCAAUGCAAACAAUAAUCAAAACGUCAUUCAGAAAGGAAGAAGACGAUAGAGGUCCUCGAAACUACAUAGAAUACGUACCAACAUUGAUUGCAAGCCAAACCGCAAAUUCGUCAGAGAGCACAUCAACAGUCGGCAUCCGGCGUCUCCUAAAUGAAGCUUCUAUUGAAUUCCUGUUCGAAACAAGUUCUUCUGCUCCUUGCAGCUUUCCUUCUGUUGAAUAAUUUUCAUUUCGUUUCAAUGGCUAAUAAGUCACUACCUAUUUCGUCGACUACCACUGUUCUGCCAUUAUUGGAAAAGUUUGGUCGAUUCCGAAGCCUGGAGGUCAUGAUGUCGAAUAGGAUGCAAGAUAUUUCCACGAUACAAAGGGAGUUUGAGCAGUUUCUGAAAUUGUUCAAUGUGAACAUAAGGAACACGAGGGUGAACUUUUUUCAUCGACAUGGAUUGAGGGAUUUUCUAAAGCAACUCGAGAACGUGAACAAUUCCAUUGUAGUGAGUACUUUCGACCCGGCAUCAUCUUAUGAUGAAACAAUAGACGAGAUUUAUACGAAUCAGUGUGCACUAUCUAAAAGACUUUCCAAGGAGUUCAACAAAACCGUCCUUUUCUGGCCAUGCCAGGGCAUGAGGAUAUCACAUAAUUUGCAGCCCUCGUUUGAAUCCAUAUCAUUUGCUAUUAAGAGUAUAUCAAAGAAGUUAAAUUGGUCGGAAAUAUGUAUAUUAGUUACAGAUAAAAAUUGGGGAUUACCUCUGGCGAUAGCAGCGAAUAUCCACAUUCCCUUCCGACUGAAUAUUGACAUUGUACCCAUAGAUGCGUUGGCGACAGACGACAAAACUGGAAGAGCAAUAAUAGUGACGUCUCCCCUUGACCAUCCUUCGACUUUGGCUACAAUACACAAACUUCACAUGUUAAACAAUACCAAAGUUUUACUCAUCGAUACUGUGGCCACGUCCUUCAACACCGCGCACAGUUUCUACAGGGGCUUAAGCGACAUCCCCAAAACUUCACGAUUAACUUCCAAUAUCCUAGUGCUGACAAUAUUGAGUGACCGAUAUAGGCGUUUCCUGCAAAUUGCUUUCAAGGACAGAGGUAUCGAGUUGGUCCGGAAUUUCCGCCGUGUGAAACGACAGCCUACGAGGGAGGGAAACCCUUCGAUCCGGGCUCAUUCAAUUAGUGAUAAUGGAAAUCAAAACAGAGUACAAAAUAGCAGUGAUGAGAUUCAUCAAAAAUGCCCUAUAUUCGAUUAUAGUACAAUUUCCAAAGAGAAUGCAUCGGUCUGGUGCGGGGACAUAAUUGAAACGCUGAACAAAGGAUGUCAAUUACACCCCCGGGUCGUGGCCGAAGUGGAGAGCAUUUGCAAUACAACAUUCUACCUUACCAAACGAAACAAUGCCAUUAACGACAAUGGUAUUAGCGACAGUCACAUUCGCAGUUCGCGAAAUUCUGCAAAUGGCAGCGAGCCUGAUAGCAAAUUAACACGCCUCAUGGAAAAUUUCUAUCUCUUCGACUUUCUCCUGUCCAGCAUGCAAGGCGUCGAGGAGGCCCGAGCCCCCAACUACGAUUUCGUGGUGGUGGAUUUUCAGCGGAAUUUUUCGUACAAUAACUUCACAUGGCGACCGUUUCUAAUCCUGGAGCGCAAUGAUAUUGACCUGAUGAGCUACACAUCACAUCCUAUCCUGCCAGGGUACAAUGAUUGGCUGCUGGACGGCCGAGUUAAUUUGUGGAAAUGUGAGGCUGUCUGCUGGCUGGUCAUAUCGAUUUGUGCUAUUUGUUUGAUUUGCAUCAUAAUUGGGAGCGUUGCGUUGGGAAUUGGAGUUCGAAAAAAUCCAGUAUUAAUAUUAGAAGAGUGCACAGUAACCUUCAGAAACUACUUACUAAGGAAGCGCCUAUCUAAAGGACCAAAUAAAAUAGUUUUAUCAGCAAAUGACUUCGUCUUCCCCGUAGAUUCCAGAAGAGUGGACGAAGGUAUAGAAGCUAUGCUUUGUUGUUGGUUACAACAACUCCAAGAAUUCGGUGGUCCUGAAGUUGAUAAGCCGGAUUUGCUGAAAGGAUCUAUCGGAUCUUUGAAAAAUCUUGGAUUGGCUGCUGUCGGUAAAAAUAACUCAGGUUCUGGAAGCUUAGCAAGACAUAAUAACCAAUUUCUGGAUAUGCGAGCACGAUAUAAUGGAGAUUUAGUUCAACUGAAGGAAGUACCUAUGAAUGGAUCGCUGGAAUUAAAGUCUAAAGCAAUGGAUUUGUUAGUCUUAGCGCAUGGCUUACGACAUGAAAAUAUAAAUCCUCUAAUAGGUUGGCUUAGUGACACCUCAAGAUCAGCACUAGUUUUCGAUUACUGCUCAAGAGGCUCCCUCCAGGAUGUUUUAAUAAUGGACGAAAUAAAACUGGACUGGUCAUUCCGACUAAGUCUUUUAACGGACUUAGUACGAGGAAUGCGUUACCUUCAUUCCACACCCCUACGUGUUCAUGGUGCUCUAACAUCAAGAAAUUGCGUAGUCGAUGCUCGGUGGGUCCUAAAAGUUACUGAUUAUGGUUUGCCAGCAUUUUAUGAAGCUCAAGGACUGAAUAGGCCGCAUAAGUGUGCCAAAGAGCUUCUAUGGACCGCUCCAGAAAUUUUACGUAAUCAUAAAGGGCAUAAUCGGUGUGGAACUCAAUUUGCAGAUGUAUAUUCAUUUGGAAUAGUUAUGCAAGAAGUUGUAGUGCGAGGUGAACCGUAUUGUAUGCUUUCUUUGACUCCUGAAGAAAUAAUAACGAAAUUGAAAAAGCCACCACCACUGAUUCGGCCAUCAGUUUCAAAAGGUGCUGCACCUCCCGAAGCUAUUAAUAUAAUGCGACAAUGUUGGGCGGAAACACCAGAUAUGCGACCGGAUUUCAACUCAAUAUAUGAACGCUUCAAACUUCUCAAUCACGGACGAAAGGUCAACUUUGUGGAUACGAUGUUUCAAAUGUUGGAGAAGUAUUCAAAUAACUUAGAGGAAUUGAUACGAGAGAGAACCGAACAGUUAGAUAUUGAGCGUAAGAAAACGGAGCAACUUUUGAAUCGCAUGCUUCCAAGUUCCGUUGCGGAAAAGUUGAAGAUGGGCUUAGCAGUCGAACCUGAGGAGUUUUCGGACGUAACGAUUUAUUUUAGUGAUAUUGUUGGUUUUACAACAAUAGCGGCACAUUGCAGUCCAGUGCAAGUAGUGGAUCUUUUAAAUGAUUUGUAUACAAUAUUUGAUGCUACAAUUAAUGCGUAUAAUGUUUAUAAGGUAGAAACAAUUGGUGAUGCAUAUAUGGUUGUAAGUGGACUCCCCGUCCGAAUACCGAAUCACGCUGAGGAAAUAGCUACAAUGGCGUUAGACUUACUGCAUCAAAGUGGACAGUUCAAGGUAAAACAUUUGCCUGGAGUGCCAAUCCAGCUGAGAAUAGGACUUCAUACUGGUCCCUGUUGUGCAGGAGUGGUUGGGUUGACAAUGCCACGGUAUUGUUUAUUUGGUGACACGGUUAAUACAGCAUCAAGAAUGGAAUCGACAGGAUCUCCAUGGCGGAUUCAUAUGUCCGAAGUAACGCGUGAUCAACUCGAAACGGCUGGAGGGUAUAGUAUUGAGACGCGUGGUCCGAUUGAGAUCAAAGGUAAAGGGAUGAUGAAUACGUACUGGUUGCUCGGGAAAAAGGGUUUCGAUAAAGUUUUACCGACUCCACCUCCUAUUGGAGAAUCCCACGGGUUGGAUGAAACACUUAUACGGAAUUCAAUCAUCCUGAAAGCAGGGACGAAUAGAAUCGCUCGGAAUUGCACUACAACUCUAUCAUCAAGCCAAUCAUCAUCUUUAGCUGGAGAUACGGUGGAAGUAAAAGUGGAAAUUACUCCUCCACCAAACACAGAAACGUCCUCCCUGUUGCCAAAUUCCUACUCUUUGGACUCGAACAACACCACCCUCUCUGCAAACAUACCAAGCUUAGGAGAACUUACUAGUAAAACACCGGGUCCAAGCCCGCAGCAACGAAAGCUAUCUGAAUUCUCACAGGAUGGACUACUCAAUCCAGCCAAUUUCAAUCGACUUAAUCCUACAGGAGGAUCGUCUUCGCGUUUAUAUAAGAAAAUUGAAGAAAUGAUGGACUUAAGCUCGCCGUAUAACCAAUACAAAUGCUUAAGUCCUAGCGAAAGCAACCUGACUCAAUUUAAUGACGGAAAGUAUCUUUACGCAUUGAAUAAAAUCGAUAGCAAACCAGGAUCGAGCCGUCUGCUGAGACGACAGUUCAGUUUGGACAAAGAUGAUUUGCCGCCAACUUCUCAGAAUUCCUUACAACCAAAAGGACAAACCCUAGAUAUUCCUUUAAUACAAGAAAAUCGAAGUAGUCCAACAAAUAUAUCCAAGACUCAAAUGCCAAGGUUGCAUAAGCAAACAUCAACGUCAAUCGCGCAAGAUCUUGAGAAAAUUGAGGAGAUCCCUCUUUCGCCAGUUUCAUCUCAACAUCAUAGCAGUUUGGAUAGCAGCUUAAAUAGGAGCCCGCCAACUCCUAGCUCUUCGGGGCUGCCUACAAAGAAAAAUCACCAACAACAGCAGGAAAUCCAACUGAAUGUUGAAGCAUUAAUGUCCAGAUAGAUGAACCAUUUAAUACGACACUGAGCAGGGUACUUUAGAAAUGUAUGUGUUCGUAAUCUUUGUGGUAGAAUUAUGUUAAAGGACUGUUCUUUUGUAUUAUAUUAGCACUUUGAGGUUUAUUCAAUUGGUAAUAAGAUCCAUCGCUCCCACGCUUUUACUUUGCAUUUCAACUUCAAGAAAUUGUGCAGCAAACUAAA
This is a messenger RNA of Hermetia illucens (black soldier fly), 5318 nucleotides long. RefSeq lists its product as uncharacterized. NCBI's taxonomy places the organism in Eukaryota, Metazoa, Arthropoda, Insecta, Diptera, Stratiomyidae. Gene Ontology annotation, biological process: intracellular signal transduction; cGMP biosynthetic process; protein phosphorylation. The coding region runs from base 700 to 5121 and encodes 1473 amino acids. The transcript has 16 exons. Gene Ontology annotation, molecular function: guanylate cyclase activity; peptide receptor activity; protein kinase activity. The record is from RefSeq and is a predicted model, not a curated record.